Messenger RNA from Dipodomys spectabilis (banner-tailed kangaroo rat), 742 nucleotides. RefSeq names its product chromosome unknown C12orf73 homolog (gene CUNH12orf73). The transcript is spliced from 3 exons. Gene Ontology annotation, cellular component: mitochondrion. NCBI's taxonomy places the organism in Eukaryota, Metazoa, Chordata, Mammalia, Rodentia, Heteromyidae. Gene Ontology annotation, biological process: mitochondrial respiratory chain complex III assembly. The record is from RefSeq and is a predicted model, not a curated record. Bases 32 to 319 code for a protein of 95 amino acids.
ACAGCGAGGGGCGGAGCGGGGCGCUCGGCCGAUGUCAGCGAUUCUCGCGCGGGUUUCCGGGCCGGCGGGCGCGCUGCGGGAACGGAUGGCGUCCUGCGGGGCCGACCCUCCGACCAUGCCCGCAGGUGUGUCCUGGCCCAGCUACCUGAAAAUGUUGGCGGCCAGCCUCCUGGCCAUGUGCGCCGGUGCCCAAGUGGUGCACAGGUACUACAGGCCCGACCUGACAAUACCUGAAAUUCCACCAAAGCCUGGAGAACUCAAAACAGAGCUUUUGGGACUGAAAGAGAGACAACACAAACCUCAGGUUGCAGAGCAGUAAAAACUUCAGAACUCAACGAUGCCAAGAAUUCUGUAAAUGAGAAGUCUUAAAUAUGUAUUAAACAUAACAUUGUGUUAAACUCCUUGUGGCUAAGCACCUAAUGCUGUGCUAAUAGCAGAAUUGGUGCUUUGUCUAUAUUCACUGAUAAGGUGGACUUGUCAUUAUGGUUUGACCAAAAUGCCAAACUACCUAUUCUCAGUCUCUUGCAUGUGGACUGGAAGAUAGUUGUCUUAUAUAUCAUGUAAGAGUGAGCAUUUGCCAUAUUUCCUGCCAUGUUAGUUCUGGCUUUUCUCUGAAUUAGCUUGAGUAUAAUGGCUGAUGAGAAUUAUAAACUUAAACAUAGUAAAAUUGAUAUUGACAAUGAAUGUAUAUGAGACCCAAGUUAUUAUUUCUGUAAAUAAUAAAAGUACUUGUAUUAAACUA